AUCCAUCCUAUCCAGGAAGAAAGCUUCUCUCUUUUCCCCUCGCCUCGCCGGGAGGAAAUCCCCAAAACCCUAGCCGUCGCUGUCGCCGUCGCCGAUGCCGUCGCCGAUGCCGCGCAGACGUAGCCGACGCCCUCCCCCUCCACCACCAGAAUCAGAUGCAUCACCCCUUCCCGUGCCCUCCCCUCCCCCACCAGCUACAGCGUCGCCAUCAGCUGCAUCGUCCAGGUCCUCGGCCACCUCCCCUCCACCACCGGCCGCUGCAGCCUCGACAGGUCGCUCCCCUCCACCACCAGCCGCAGCCUCCACAAGCCAACCCCCUCCCCGCCACGACCCAACCCCCUCCCGGUCUCUCCACCAUCAGCUGCAGCCUCCACGGGAACUCUUCACCGACAUAGACGGGGUAUCUCGACGCCUCGUGGAUGUGAAUGUGACCGUGGAAGGCUGCUCCUACAGUCGGCCACAGCUUCCACCCUGUGAGGACACUGAGCAGGCAGUGCGUAUUGAGGCCCCACCAUCGCCAAACCACUUUCCACCUGUUUCGGCAUUGAUGCCAAGAGGAUUACUAAUUAAGUAUUUUCUGAGGGUUGAUGCUGGUGGACUCUUCCACACAUAUCCUCAUCGAGGUGGUCCGUUUAAGAGCUUACAAGAAGCUCAGGAUGCUAUAGACUCCUAUCACAUUAAUCUGUGUAAAUUCAAGUACUUGGGUGGGCUUUCCAAAGAGGACAGGUAUGUUUGGCAUACACUAUAUUGGCGUAAUGGCACAAGGAAGAACUCGAAAGAAGCUUUGGAUGUAAUGAUGAACUAUAACCCCACUCGGGAAGUAGUUAAAGCUUUACUGGACAAGCACAAUGAGGACCAUCUUUUGGAGGAUCUUGCAUAUGAAAUCAAGAAAGUUGUGAGUUACAAAGCUCACUUCCCAAGAAAAGGUUCUCAGCAUGAAUGCAGGUCCUUCUCACAUUUAAAUGUGCUUGUAGAAAGAGGACCUAAUGCCAUCGAAGAUCUUCUCUUCAUUGAAAUGACCUGCACAACAGAUGGUGAAUUUGAGGAAUACACGCUUAGUUGCAUUUGUGUGGUUUCAUCCGAAGAUGAUGGUGAGUGCUGUGAAUGCGGUGAUGAUGUGAAGCAUCCCACUGGUGCGGAGUACAAAAAGUGUGAAGCCAAGCCCCAUGUUCGGUGCAGGAAGCCUAUAUCAGAAGAAGAAUUUAAUGAGUUUAUUGUUGUGCGCGAUGAAGAUUGGCUGGAGACGGAAGAGGCUGCGGUGAGGCGGCAAUUCAGGAUGCGCAACGCAGCAGAUGGCCAUGGAGCGAGGGGCAAAUACAUCGUACCGGCAAAACGUGUGCAGGCAUAGAUGUAGAGUCGAUGGGGCCUAGUGCUUGCUUUGCUGUAUGCCAUUCUUGUGCUGCGUUCGUUUUUGGUACCUGUGAUGCUGAGUCAGUACUAUGUGUCUGAGUGUUUGGCUUGCUGAUGUAGAAGCCUCGUCUGGGUGGAGGAUAAGCUGGUGUGAAGAUCCUGUGCAGAACCCAAGUUUUGCGGGAGUAAGCUGGCAAAACGAAAGUGACCAUGUGCUUUGUUGGUGAUUUUGUUUGGUAAAGCAAUGUGCUCUUGCAGUGGAUGGUACCUACUUACAGGUAGCUUUUCAUGCCUGAGAGUCUCAAGACCUGUUUUGUUGUCACAGUGAAGUAAUCACGGAAAUGAUUGAGAAAUGAGAGUACAUCCGUGACGAGAGAACUUUUGUCAAA
Molecule: messenger RNA, 1739 nt
Organism: Triticum dicoccoides
Lineage: Eukaryota; Viridiplantae; Streptophyta; Magnoliopsida; Poales; Poaceae
Exons: 7
Coding region: 95-1348 (417 amino acids)
Source: RefSeq, a predicted model, not a curated record